AUGGCAGGAAAAGAGUGCCUUAAUGAGGAGGGGCUGACUGCGGGGCUCCCUCUCAUUACAAGAAUAAAGAAACAGAUAAGCACGGACCCGACUCUGUGCGCGGGCUAUGCGCCAUCCCUGGGCCUGACCGAAUUUAACCGAAGAGCAACGGAACUGGCGCUGGGCAGGAACAGUCCGGCCAUUGUGGAGAACAGGGUGCUGGGUAUUCAGACUGUUGGCAGCACUGGGGCUGUGCGUCUGGGGGCUGAACUACUAGUACACUGGUACGAUAUCCGCUCUGCCUGGUGUGGCCCUGUCUAUCUGCCCACCCCCUGUGAUGAUUCGCUGGCUGGUGUUUUUGAGGCGGCGGGAAUCCAAGCGGUUCGGCGAUACCGCUACUGGGAUCCAGUGCAGCGGGGUGUGAGUGUACAGCAGCUACUGGAGGAUUUGGGCAGUGCUCCAGAGCAAAGUGUUGUCGUGCUCUUUGCCUCUGCUCACUGCCCCACCGGAGCUCACCUGUCACAGGAGCAAUGGACGCUCGUCGCAGAGCUGAUGGUGAGUCGCAGGCUGUUCCCCUUCUUCCUGCUGCCUGCUCAAGGCCUGUGUCAUGGAGACGUGGAGCUGGAUGCCUGGUCUGUUCGUCACUGUGCGUCUGUGGGCCUGGAGCUACUUUGUGCCCAGUCUUUCUCUCACAACUUUGGAUUGUACGAGGACCGGGUCGGGCACCUUCUGUGCGUCUUGAGGCAGAGCUCCGCCCUGCUGGCCGUCCAGUCCCAGGCUGGUCGGCUGGUCCGCUCCCUGUGGUCUCGUCCCUCAGUGGGUGGGGCACGCGUGGUGGCCACAGUGCUCAGCAACCCUGCUCACCUCAUCGAAUGGCAGGAGGGAGUGAGACGUGUGGUGGAGAGGGGGAUGCUGAUCAGGGAGAGACUGCGAGAGAAACUCAGACUGUUGGGAUCUCCCGGCUGCUGGGAUCAUGUGACCCAGCAGGGGGGCCUGUACUGCUGUACGGGGCUGAACGCCCGACAAGUAGAGUUCCUGGUCAAGAGACGCCAUCUGUACCUCCCAUCAAACGGCUGCCUGAACGUGAGUGCCAUCAACAGCCGUAACCUUGACUACGUAGCAGAGUCCAUUCACCUGGCACUGACCUCUCCCCUCUGACCCCAGAGCCAGACGUGUACGACCAUGUCACAAUAUCUAGAUAGACCUAUCAUGUUUGAGUGAUUAGAAUGUUUAUAAUACUCGGUAGCGGUGAUGCAGUAUGGACCAUGUGACGUCUUUCUUUACAUAAAUAUGAUCAUAUAUUACAAUGUCUUGGCAAGAAAGUGAUGACUGCUCUCUUUGUUAAGUUCAAGUACGGUUUUAUGGGAGUCUUGAAUAGGUGAUGAAUCAUGGUGGAUCAUUAUUAUGUGACCUAUAGAAGUUGAGGAUGUAAUGUCUGUAACCUGUCAUUGCUGGGUUUAUAAACGGGAAUGAUCAUGUCACUGUUAUCACUGUCAUGUUCGAAUCACAUCCUCAAUAACACUGCCUAGUUUUUAAAUGUAAACAUGCCUUUGGUUAUUGCAUCAUGAGGUAA
Molecule: messenger RNA, 1552 nt
Organism: Hypomesus transpacificus
Lineage: Eukaryota; Metazoa; Chordata; Actinopteri; Osmeriformes; Osmeridae
Gene: got1l1
Product: glutamic-oxaloacetic transaminase 1 like 1
Exons: 8
Coding region: 1-1137 (378 amino acids)
Biological process (GO): L-aspartate biosynthetic process
Cellular component (GO): cytosol
Molecular function (GO): pyridoxal phosphate binding; L-aspartate:2-oxoglutarate transaminase activity
Source: RefSeq, a predicted model, not a curated record